UACGUAUCUUGAUAACCUUGACCUAAGCACUGUGAACCUGACCGCCGUUGGUGGCCUACCUGCACCACACAAGUUCGCUGCUUCUGCUUGGACCGACGCUGCCAUAAAGGCUGUUCUUGCUGCAGACGCAAAGCCUGAUGGAUCGUUCGGCAAACUGCAGGCUAGAUUUUCUUUCAUGCACUACUGAUUUUUUAGUCCACACUGGGAAGAUGUUUGCUGUCAUCUUUUGUUUGGUGUAAUUUCCCACUUCUGCUCAUCUUUUGUUUGGCAUGGCACACAUCCUUGUACAUAAGUGCCAUUUUUAUAUGAAUAAAUAUGGCAACUUCUUCCCACCUAGUUAUGCAUUUCAUUAGUUACAUUUGUCACUCCUAUGCGAUUUUCCAAAUGCUUAUCCACUUACAUUCUCACCCGCUGAUGCUAACUGCGUGUCGACAAAACAUGCAAACUUCCUCAUUACUUUACAAUUCAAACUGUACAUUUUACGCUGCUACACAUAUGGCAACUUCACACACACCUUUCAUGUCCACUUCGUCUAAACUAACGGCAACUACAUGUUAACGUUCAUGGCAACUUCACAUUCAAACUCGUCAAUCCUUUUAGCUUUUCCACAUGUUUGCUGGCCAUUUACAUUGCAUGGUUUGUGGCAGAACCCACGCAAACCACUUUUCCCUUUUUUUACUGCUCACAUUUUUUUGUAUUCAACGCUGACCCUUCAUUUUUCCUUUUUUUCUCUUGUUUAAAACUUGAAGCUAAUGGCGAAACAUUCUGUUGACUUCAGUUUCUUUAGAGGCCCACAUAAUUUCUCAAAAUGGAUGGACGUUCAUACUAGUGACGCAUGCUCGUCACAGGCAAGAACUAAUGUUGAAGCGUUGGUCGCAAAUUUUGCGUCUGGCAUGUCCAACCUCCUUGGCAACCCUGUGCAGGGGUGGACGGCUAUGAUGACCGGCGAUGGUGUUGAAGUUGCCAACCAGUUCCGCAAUUUUGUUACUGGUGGCACAUCCCGACCAAUUGGGUCGCGAGGCAGGUACAACUACAAUGACUCCCAAGAGUUGCCCGACAGCCAGGAGGAAUUUAUGAAUGAUGCAGUCGACUCCGAUCAAGACGAUUCUGUUCGCGUGAACGAUGGUGGUACCCGUGAUGUCCGCAUGGAUAAUGUCCAGUCUGACCCUGUUCUGCAGUCACGGAGAGUUGAUGAUGUCGCAUGUGUUGGAAAGGUCUCAGCACCUUCUUCGACCGGUGCACCUGAUACAAGCAAGGCUUUUGUUGGAGCGCCAAAGAGGGCUAGGGCUUCCGAGGAUGACGCUUGUGAUGUUUCUGGGAAACGCCCCAAGUUUGACCCAGUUGCUGCUCGGAGGAGUGAGGCGACUGCUGGUGACAGAGCGGCCAAGGAUGCAAAACUUGAGCAACCUGCCCGCUCACCUACGCACCUCGACAAAGGAACCUCCACGGGAGGUGUUUCAGUCCGUGAAAUAGCUCAAACAGCUACUCGGUCGUCACCCCGUUUUGCUUCUUCCAACACAGGAGAUCCAAUUGUUCUCGUGGACAGGAGGAAAAAGUGUCAAGCAAAGAAGGCUACUGCUGCGGCUAAAUCCAAGGUUUUUGCCCCUCCGUAUCGAGCGCGCACGCAGCUCCCCGUGUUUGAGAAUGCUGUGACUGAUAAGGCAUCUAACAUGGGUGCUGCUCCUACUAGCUCGGCUGCACCGGCUACCUUUGUGCCCUCUUCCGCUCCUGUUCUGUGCACCAACGGAGGUGCAAUUGCAAAAGGGUCUGAUGAACUAAUAUCACCCAGGACUGCCAAUGCGGUGCCUGCUUUGGUACCUCCUAGGGGCAGCAUUGAAGACGAGGCAAAUAAAUCUUCACACGUUGAUGCACCAGCAGUUCAACCGGUUCCUCACUCCAAUCCGUUAGGGGCAAACCUAUCUGCCAAAAGGUCUGACCGAGCUCACCCUUCUACUGAAGCCGGCACACCUGUUAUUCGAGUAGCUGUUGUGCAAAACACCGUGCCUGUUGUCACGCAUCAACCAGAUCAGGCAGGCCCUCGUGAUGCAUCCAUCGUCACAAAUGUUGUGCCGAAAACAACACCAAAUGUUGCCCCACGGAAAUUUGUGCAAACUGUUGUCUGUUCAAGGAAGAGUCCCUGGAAAAUUUCAGCUGGAGGAAUUGUGCAUGAGCAGCACGCGAAAGAUGAUGGUCCUAUGUAUGUAUCUGCUUCAACGUUGUUCCCACUUGUUGUACACAGCAACCCCGCUGAGACCGUUCAAACGAAGGGUAAUGCUGAUGCAAAUGUUCAGCAACCGAGUGCUUCUCGAGUGGCCAAAGUCAAACAUACACCAAGUUUGAAGCACACACGUGUCCCAUUGGACAUGGGUGUCCCUUACACACCAACAAUUGAGCAUCCUGGGAAAGGAUCGGGCAGUAAGGUUGUUAUCAACAUUGCUGACACCACGCCCUACUGUCCCGGGAGACCUAAAGCAGCUGGAGCAGAUGACACUGAAAUGUUCGUUGAUUUGUCUCCGUUGGCAGCAUCAGUUGAUGUCAUUGAUAAGCAGAAUGUUCCCACUUCAAGGCAUCCUCUAGCUUUCACGCCGCCAUCCUGCAGUCUUGGACUUGACCUAAGCCAACGCAAUGAGGCAGUUGACGCUGUUCCUGUCUCUUAUGCUUUCCCGGCAGCACCCGUCCCAAUGAUGGCACAACCCAAUGUCGGUGGCAAGAAAGCUGUGAAAUUUCCCGAGCCGAUUGUUGAAAGAUCCACUGAUGACAUAUCGUCACCCUUGCACGAAACAGACUUCAACAUGGAUGAGGAUGUUGAUAAGUGGAAAAAAAUCAGGCAGAAGUUACCUCCAGCUCUGGUGCAGCACAAGCCCUCCCUUUGAGGACGUGCACAAUAGUGCCACCCCAGGUUCCGUGCGGUAGGCUAGGGUCGUGCAGGCCCCUAAUGCUGAUGAUGUUGAUCCUCCAAUAAAGGCUACGAAGCAGCAGCAAGCAUUUUAUGACAUCAUAAGGCUUUUUGGCAAUGCGCGGAGCAGUGGCAAACACAUGGAUGCCAUCAAAGAGUAAUUACUUUUCACAAAUUUGUCUUUCUUCCAAAUUCUUAUCCAUGCACAUUUCAUUUUGGAAUCCAAUAACUCCUGAAAGUUCAUAGGGGAUGGCAACUUUGGUUCAUAGGGGAUGGCAACUUUAGUUCAUAUGGGAUGGCAACUUUCUCUUCUUUGUUUCUUUGUCCGAAAAUUGCCAUG
Aegilops tauschii subsp. strangulata is the source of this 3236-nucleotide messenger RNA. RefSeq lists its product as uncharacterized. The record is from RefSeq and is a predicted model, not a curated record. NCBI's taxonomy places the organism in Eukaryota, Viridiplantae, Streptophyta, Magnoliopsida, Poales, Poaceae.